UAAAUCUCCAGCUUUGGAAACAGACUUGGCACGCUUCCUCGCAUCUUUCCCUCCUUGACGGUAUCCUGGUUACUACAGCAGCUUUCUAACUGUCAAAGGGAAAAAGUCUUCACAGGACAAAAGAAACACUUGAACCUUCCGCGUCUCUCAGUCCUCAGCAUUCCUGACCGGAGCAGAAGGAUCCUUGCCUCAUAAAAACAACACCAGAGGAUCAGCAGAUCAUCUUAAAGAUGCUGAAUCUCAACUCACAGGAUGACAACAGCAACAGGAACUCUCUGCAGGACCCGGUGUCGCUUAACGUCGGUGGAGAAAUUUACACUACAACUCUUGGCACUCUGACUCGCUGUCGAGACUCGAUGCUCGGCGCGAUGUUCACCGGACAGAUCCCUGUGCUGAGAGACAGCAGAGGGAAUGUUUUCAUCGACCGUGAUGGGAAAGUGUUCAGGUACGUCCUGAAUUACCUGCGCUCCAGCUCCCUAGACCUGCCGGAUGGGUUCUCGGAGCUGGCGCUGUUGAGGAGAGAGGCUGACUUCUUCCAGAUCCGCCCCCUGUUGGAGGAGAUUCACCAGCACGAGGCUAAAGUUCCUCUCAGCCUCAGAGGAGGGCCACUGGGAGCCAUGAUCAUGGUGAAGGUUGACUCCAAGGUCCGAGUUCUCCACUUUAACUUAAGACAUGGACCAGAAAACUAUGAGCUCCGCACAUGCUCAGUACGAGCCUUCACAGUCGACCUCUUUUGUACCUGGACAGCCUUUCUGACUCUGCUGUGUGAGCACUUCUCCUACAGGACAUCUCAGGGUCUCACGAGCCCCCGUCCGUGCAGCCCGAGGCAGAACAGGCUCAAACUGGAGUGGGUGCCGAGACCAGACGACCUCCCACAGGACCAGUAUGACAAGCAGCGUUACCGGGGACUUGUUGUGUCUAACAUGGCUGAAAUUAACCAAUCAGAUGACAUCAUGAACAGGCAGUGGAGCCCGUGUGAGAUCGCAGACAUGCAGGGCUUUGUGGAGGAGCUGCUGAAGGUGUCUCUGGCUGAGGGAUUCAAGAUCGACCUGGUGACUCCUGAUCCAGCUGAAGUUCUUUACUGCACCUCACUGCGGCUGGUCAAGUGUUAAAUAUCUGGACUGAAACGACAAAAACAAGAGGAAGUGACAAACUGAUGGACUCUGGACGGUUCUCUGUAGAUGCAGGGUUGCUGAAUUUACACUUUCAUACAAUUCUAGUAAAAAUGUUAAUGCUGUUUUUUUCACAGUAACAAAAUAGUCAUUCUAAGCACCCAAUAUGGGUAAUUUCAAGUUUUUUAUUAACAAAAAUUACAAGCAAACUUCUGCUGUUCCAUUUUGAGGUGUAACUCUAAGUAUAAUUGACAUUUGCAUGGGUUCAGUAGCUACUGUAUGCUGUAGCACAGACAAUUGUAGACUUUUAUUACAUAAAACUAGGGAUGUCAGUUCUUGGCGAUGAGAUUAAGGUUUGAAACUAACAGAUUAAAUUUUAAAAUUGCAUUAAAUCUUGUGCUACUUUUUCCUUAUGGGACUCCGUAGCUUGGAGGCAGCACUAUACUACUCACCGCAGCAUCAUCCUGCUCUUACAGUGAUGUAAAAUAAGUCCACCACAGCCCCUUGAUGUCUCAUUUCUCUUUAAAAAAAACCCUCACAGCUCAGUGGAGAGAUCAGAAGUCAUUUUCCCACAUGAUAUUUCAUAUUUCACUUUGAAAUGAGCCUCUAGCUAUUUUAAAUGUACUUUUCCAUCUGUAGUUAAACUAUUGUCAUACAUUUAGAUCUCCCAUAAGUUCCUUAUUUUCUUUAAAUAAAGGUAGGUUUCUAUCUGCACAGCAGAUAAAGCAUCCUUAGCCUUAGACUGGCAGUUUGUCUCAAAUUGCAUAAUACCUCUGUUACCAUACUUUUAUGUACUACACUUAAAUCCAGUAUAGAGCACUUAAUUGCAGUGGCUAUAAAAUGUUUUCACCCCCUUUGAUGUUUUAUCCAUCUACUGGUUUUAUAAAUCAAUCAUG
This is a messenger RNA of Cheilinus undulatus (humphead wrasse), 2008 nucleotides long. RefSeq names its product BTB/POZ domain-containing protein KCTD21-like. Gene Ontology annotation, molecular function: protein binding. Lineage: Eukaryota; Metazoa; Chordata; Actinopteri; Labriformes; Labridae. The coding region runs from base 231 to 1112 and encodes 293 amino acids. The record is from RefSeq and is a predicted model, not a curated record. The transcript has 2 exons. Gene Ontology annotation, biological process: protein homooligomerization.